This is a messenger RNA of Microbotryum saponariae, 2427 nucleotides long. NCBI's taxonomy places the organism in Eukaryota, Fungi, Basidiomycota, Microbotryomycetes, Microbotryales, Microbotryaceae. The record is from the annotation of a GenBank genome assembly.
AUGUCGUCCGCCGUUGCCCAAAACCCCCCCUCUGAGGUUGAUGUUGUCUUCGUAGGAGGUGAGUUUUCUUUUUUUGGUUCUGAAUGGGUUCAGGCGGCGUGGUGGGUUGUCAGGGCACACGGGUUUGGGCGGAGUCGCCGAAGCGGCGAAGCGUCCGGCGGCACCCCUGCGACCCACCCCACCGCUCCGAGUCCCACCCACGUAUAAACGCCGACCGCUGCUUCUGCGGGAUCUCAGGCUGACCUCGUACUUAUAUAUGUCGUUUAACUUGCUACAGGUGGUGCCGCUGGCUGUGUCGCCGCUGGUCGACUCGCCAAGGCCAACCCUGACCUUCAGAUCGCUAUCGUCGAGGCCGGCAUGUGAGUUGCCUUCUCGAAUCUCGAGUCGCUCGAGUUGGGCGCCGCAGCGCCCCAAGCGCGCGCAUAGGUCGCCGCGGGAAAGCCUAGUGCGCUCGGAACCGCGUGUAUUUCCCGAACACUGACCCCUGACCGACACGCUGUUUCGGAAACUUUGUCGUCCCGACUUUCGGUGUGUGAUGAUGCAGUGACAACAUCGACGAAGCUACGAGUUACACCCCCGCUCUGUACCUCUCCCACUUGGCACCCACGAGCACGACUGCCAACUUCUGUGAGUUACCACCAUUACCCGAAUCUUCUGCCGUCGUCGGCUGAACUCUUCCUGACCUUGUGGCGUUCCUCCUCUCCGACAGAUGUCUCCAAGGAAGGCAAGGAGGUCGCUAAUCGAGCAUGCAUAGUCCCCACCGGUGGCAUGCUCGGUGGCGGAUCGUCGAUCAACUUCAUGAUGUAUACCCGAGGUUCCGCAUCAGACUAUGAUGACUGGAAGACCGAAGGCUGGGCGUUUGAUGACCUCUUACCCCUCGUCAAGAAGACCGAGACGAACCACCUACCUUCGCAAGCCCCUAAGGUUCACGGUGACAGCGGCAACCUGCACGUCUCGUACGGUGGUCAUCAAUCGAACCUUGGUGAGGAGUGGAUCAAGGCCGCACAGCAAGCCGACCCCAAGCUCCCCUACUCGCGCGAUAUUCAAGACUUCAGGACCGGCCAUGCCGUCACCAACUGGGGCAAGUGGAUCAACCCCAAGACCGGUCGCCGCUCCGACACGGCCAACGGCUUCGUUCACCUCGUCGUUAAGGAGCAAUCCAACCUCCACGUCUUGUGCGAGCAAAAGACCAUUCGCGUCCUCUUCGAUGAGAGUGGCGACGAACCCCGCGCCGUCGGUGUCGAGUACUGCCAUAACCCUACUGCUCGCACCCCCAUCGACCCCGAGAACCCUCCCAAGGUCGGCGAGACAUCCACGAUCAAGGCGAGGAAGUACGUCGUCGUCUCGGCGGGUGCGUUCGGCACGCCGCUCAUCUUAGAGCGAUCUGGUGUCGGCAUGAAGGAGGUCCUCGACAAGGUUGGCGUCAAACAGGUCGUUGAUCUCGACGUCGGCAAGCAAUACGACGACCAUCAACUAGCGCUCAACAUCUACGUCGUCGACGAAUCGGCCGACACGCUCGACGAGUUGCUCCGAGGCAACCCCGAGGUUCACGCCGAGGCCGGUCCCCUGUUCGUUAAGGAAGGCAACGGUCUCUUGACCACCAACGCCAUCGAUGCCGGUACCAAGAUGCGUCCGACCGAGGAAGAGGUUCGUGCCAUGAACUGCCCCGCUUUCCAAAAAGUCUGGGAUGAGUACUACAAGCAGAAGCCCGACGCCCCUGUCAUCAUCUGCGGUGCCGUCGGGACCUUCCUUGGCGACCAUGCGCUCUUGCCUCCCAACAACAAGUACAUGAUGUGCGGUGUGUAUGAUGUAAGCCGUCUUCCACAGCUCUCUCUGCAGACCAAACAGUGUGCUGACUUCGCUCCAUAUAUCUCAAUGUCGCAGAUGCACCGUCGCAGUCGUGGUCACUUGCACAUCAGCUCCACCGAUCCCUUCUCCGCGCCCGACUUUGACGCCGGCUUCAUGCGUGACCCGUCCGACAUGGCCCCUCACAUCUGGGGAUGGAAGCGCGCCCGUGAGACGGCUCGUCGCAUGCCUUCGUACCGUGGAGAGUUGGCUCCGACAAACCCCAAGUUCGCCGAGGACUCCCCCGCUCGCUGCAUCGGCCCCGAUGAGGCCAAGGCGCUGCUCGCUUCGGGCAAAAUCGAGGACCUCGUCUACUCGGAGGCCGACAACGCCGCGAUCGCGCAAUGGGUUCGUGAGAACGUCGGCACGACGUGGCACUCGAUUUCGACUUGCCCCAUGAAGCCUCGAGCGGAGGGUGGCGUCGUCGAUGCUCGCCUCAACGUCUACGGCACCAAGGGUCUUAAGCUCGCCGACUUGUCCAUCUGCCCGCGCAACGUCGCUUCCAACACCUACUCCGUGGCUCUGACUGUCGGAGAGAAGGCAGCCGAUCUUCUUGCGCAAGACAUGGGCGUCCAGGUCUGA